Messenger RNA from Adelges cooleyi (spruce gall adelgid), 2908 nucleotides. RefSeq names its product JNK-interacting protein 1 (gene Aplip1). Gene Ontology annotation, molecular function: protein binding. Gene Ontology annotation, cellular component: cytoplasm. The transcript has 8 exons. The coding region runs from base 130 to 1299 and encodes 389 amino acids. Gene Ontology annotation, biological process: regulation of JNK cascade. Lineage: Eukaryota; Metazoa; Arthropoda; Insecta; Hemiptera; Adelgidae. The record is from RefSeq and is a predicted model, not a curated record.
GGCCUACCAGCGAAGAGAGUAGUUGUUUCAAGUAAAUUUCGUCAUUCGUUUCUUGCAAAAGUCUCGUGGCUUCUUCGACGAUUAUGCUUGUAAUGCUUAAGUGAUAUUUUUUAAGGACACCAAUCGGCAAUGGCUGAUUCCGAAUUCGAAGAAUUCAGGCAAAUAUUCGAAUCGUUGCCGCAACACCUUAAGGCAUCCGCGCAGACCUACACAUUGGUACACGAUGUGCUGUCGGACGAAGAAACGAAUAAUGAAACGGUUUCCCAUAAGAACGUUAACGGUUCCUCAUCGACCGAUGCUUUCAACGUGUUCUCUACGUCGGACAAUGACCAACACGAAUUGGAAAUAAAACAAACGGUGCGGUUGAGGUAUGAAAAGAGGAGGCGAAAAUUGCCAGAAAUUCCAAAAAACCGAAAUGGGUCAACGUUAAGUCUAGCCGAUGAGCUGGGCGAAGAUUUCUCGUCCUCGGACAAGAGGAAAUCCUUUGUGUCGGGUUUAAGAGACACCGAAUGUCGGUCACCAGACUCCGGAAUUUCCCUGGUCCAUUCCCCAGAUCGCGCAAAGUCCAGUUCACCUCAGCAAAUCGACACGCCAGCGUCGUCGUGCUGCUCUUCGGGUCUUCCUUUGUCUCAUCUAGAGUUGCUUGAAGCUACGCACAGGGGACUUUAUAAGUUCAUUCCACGUCACCGGGACGAGAUGGAAGUGGACGUAGGCGAUUCGAUUUACGUGCAAAAAGAAGCCGAAGACGGCUGGUGCGAAGGAGUGAACCUCCGGACUGGUGCGCAGGGUGCGUUUCCCUCGGCGUACGCGGUGGACGUGGAAUACACAGAAUUCGACUCGGCCGCACCCAAAGCGAAACGCGAACGGUUUCUGUUGGGCUACAUGGGUUCGAUGGAGACCAUGUGGCAUAAGGGCAAUUCCGUGCUGUGCCAAGCCAUACGAAAAAUCACCGAGAGAUCUAACUGCAAACCGCAGUCGUGCAUACUAGAAGUGUCCGACCAAGGUCUAAGGAUGGUCGACCGUGCCAAAUCAGCUGCAACGUCGAGAGAGACGAGCACGACGUUUCAAGAUUAUUUCUACUCGUUGAAGAACGUCUCGUUUUGCGCCUUUUAUCCGGAAGACCACAGGUACAUGGGCUUUGUGACCAAACACCCGACGUGCCAAAGGUUCGCGUGUCACGUGUUCAAAGCGAACGAAUCGUCGAGACCAGUAGCCGAAGCGAUCGGACGAGCAUUUCAACGGUUCUAUCAGAAAUACAUUGAAACGGCGUAUCCAAUCGAAGACAUAUACAUAGAAUAAUAAGCGAACAAAUACCAAAGGGCAGUGUGUAAUAUAAUCAAUAUAGAGUAAUAGAAUCUAUAGAUAAAAUAUUUACUGAGAGAGAGAGAGAAUAAGUGAAAAAUAAUCGCUAUUAUAGAUGCUAUGUUUGCGGUAGGAUGGCACCAAUUGACAUGCUACUUUUUGUCCAACUUUCGGUUAAACAGAAAGAUCGUUUUUAAAUUAUGCUAAUAUUAUUCUGUUAUUUCUAUAAAUAUUAAAAAUAUAUUCUUUUUGAUAGCAGCAAUUUUAACUAAAAAAAACAAUUGAUUCUUCGUUAAUAUAUCUAUGUCGAGACAAAGGGAAGAAGGAAAUACUAUGUUUAUUCGUAAAAUCAAGCUAUUUUUACACAUCAUCGAAAUGUAUUUUUAAACAUUAUCUUCCACAUUAACAACCGCAUAGAUUGAUAAUGAAAGCACUCAGACAUACCAUAGUUUCCACUUCGUGUAACACCUAAUUUAAAACAUAUCGACAUAAUUUUACCAAAAUUGACAUUAAAAACGUCUGCCAUCCUACCACAGAUAUACAUUUUUACCGGAUCUCUAACGUUUACCAUAUUAUUAUAAUAUUAUUUACGAGAGAAGAAUCUACAACAAAUUCACGACAGUGCUCUCUUUACAAUACCUAAAUACAAUUUGUGAUAAGAAUCAAAGUUUUUGAUGUAUUCUAAUAAGUAAAUUAAUAUAAUAUUAUAAGAUGUUCUUCCUUAAAGUUGUUUUUAAGCGUAUGUUUAUCUUGUAGCGCAUUAAACGUUAUGCAAAUGACUGAGCAUUUUAUUACAUACAGAGCGUUCGGAAAUCAAAUGUCGCACUCCACGUGAGGUGCUAAAAAUGUAAUUUUGUAUUUUUUGCAUAUCUAAAAUGUUCUGAUUAUCCGAUUUUUAUCAUAAAACAGUGAUGGAACCAAAUUUAUUUUACAUUUAUUGACGAAAAAAUAACUUAAAAGCUCGUACAAACGUUUGCGAAAAGAUUACUUAUGUUUAUUUAAAAAAAAAUCUUUCGACUUUAGUCAAACAUUUCAAAGAAAUUUUAUUUUUUGGUUUUUGUCAGAGUAUUUUUUUAGAAUUGUUCAUUAUUAUUUAUUUCUUACUUACAUCAUAGUUUUAUCAUAAAAAUCGGAAAACCCUAAGAAAAUGUUGAAAACAAAUAAUGGACUACAUGGAGUGCGACUUAAAAUUUUCGAACACCCUCGACAUAAAUAUAUUGCAAACCCCGAGAGCUAAGCGGCCGAAAAACGUGUUUUGACUUUUGAAAAUUAUUUUUAUAAAUGUUAUAGACUUUCCCAAUUUACGCGCAACUAUUUAUAAAAUCGUCCCGACAGACGUUAAAUAAAAAGCGAUAGUACAUUUUACCGUUGUAAUGAUUAUGACAAUAUUGUGUUUCACGAUGUUUGUAAAAAUUGUACUUAUUACCGACUUACUCUUGGGGAUGCAGCUCAUUAAUAAAACCCUUGCUAAUACUACUACUACCACUACCAAACACAAUUAACUGAUGUAUAAUGUUAUUUCGACCGAAACAUUUUGUUAUUAUUGGGUUAUGAACACUGGCUUAUUGUGAACACACCAGGCAAUAAAAGUAUAAACUUAGUUGAA